AUGUUGAAUAUCGAUGAAAAUUUCAAUCCAAUGCAAAAGCAUCAAAGCAAUAUGGAUCAACCGCUCGAUUUGACUGUUUCACACGAGCAAAUGAUUAAGAAAAAGAAAUUUACUAUUGAAUAUUUGACAUCAUCGAAUAAUAAUCCUACUCGAUAUCAAUCGUCGUCAAUUACUAGACAUUAUCUACAUUCACCAAGUCCACUGUUAUAUCCUGUUGAAAAUCAAUUAAACCAUAAUGAUAAUCAUGUUUCAAUGAAUUCGAGAUUAAACGAACAUGUAGUUCCGAAUAUUUGUAGUCCUCCAUUAGCUAAUGGAAGGUUAGAAAUGGUCAAUGGUGGGCAUGGAAUUAAAAAUCCUCUGUUUGAUUGUGCAACAGAAGCAUUACAAAUUCAAUAUUCUAAUGAAUUGAAUCAUGGUGAAGAGUUUUUUUGUGGUUUAUGCACAAAAAAGUUUAAGCUUCAACGACUAUUGAAUCGACAUUUAAAAAAUCAUAGUCAAAUUAAGCGAUAUUUAUGUACAUUUUGUGGUAAAGGAUUUAAUGAUACUUUUGAUCUCAAACGACAUACAAGAACUCAUACAGGUGUUCGUCCAUUUAAAUGUGAUCAAUGCGAAAAAGCUUUCACUCAACGCUGUAGUCUGGAAUCUCAUGAACGGAAAGUUCAUGGAUUAAGCCAUAAAUUUGGUUAUAAAAGUCGUCGAAAUAAGCUGUAUGUUUGUGAAGAUUGUGGACAUACAUCAAUUGAUCCAACAAAUCAUUAUGAACAUAUUAAAAUGAUGCAUCCCUUUUCUUCAUUGAUACAUCGUCAAUAUGACCGAAGACAAUUUAAAUUUGAUUCCAAUGCAUCAUCAACGUCAUCGUCAAAUAAUAAUACAUUAAUAAGUAGUACAUCAGAACGAUCCUUUUCGUCACCAUUUAAAAAUGGUAAUGAAUCGGAUUAA
Molecule: messenger RNA, 939 nt
Organism: Rotaria socialis
Lineage: Eukaryota; Metazoa; Rotifera; Eurotatoria; Philodinida; Philodinidae
Source: the annotation of a GenBank genome assembly